UUGCUGGGACCUGAACCAGAGAUGAGAUUUUUAUGACACAGUUUUGUCUACAUCUCCAUAAGAAGUCAGAGUGUCAGAAGACAGUCUACUGGUCUAAACUGCCUGGGCGGACUAAUCCAACUGUGUUAAGAGCCUUUGAGAGCAAAAUUCUCAAGCACUCCUGAGGGCAGUUGGACAGACGGAAACCUGUGGGCGACCCGACUUUAUCAUGGAACUUGAGAACGUUGAUUCUGAGGACAAAGAGACGUUAAGCUGGGAUAUUAAUGAUAUGAAACUGCCACAGAACGUGAAAAAGACGGACUGGUUCCAGGAAUGGCCAGAUGCCUACGAGAAGCACAUCUACAGCUCGGAGGACAGGAAUGCACAGCGGCACAUGAGCAGCUGGGCCAUGCGCAACACCAACAAUCACAACUCCCGCAUCCUCAAGAAGUCCUGCCUGGGCGUGGUCGUCUGCAGCCGCGACUGCCUAGUCGCUGAGGGCCGCAAGGUCUACCUGAGGCCUGCCAUCUGCGACAAGGCCCGGCAGAAGCAGCAGAGGAAACGCUGUCCCAACUGCGAUGGGCCCCUGAAGCUCAUUCCCUGCCGAGGCCACGGGGGCUUUCCUGUCACUAACUUCUGGAGGCACGAUGGACGCUUCAUAUUUUUCCAGUCAAAGGGAGAGCAUGAUCAUCCAAAGCCAGAAACCAAACUGGAAGCCGAGGCCAGAAGAGCAAUGAAGAAAGCGCACUCUGCGUCGUCCUCUGUCUCCUCGAAGAUGAAACAGGGCCCACAGAUAAAGCCUCUUCCAGGUGAAACACAAAGUUGGGAAAGUUUAACUUGGUCUUUCCAGGAAGGUGUCCAAUUGCCUAGUAGUUACAGUGGACAUUUAAUAGGUAACGCUCCCCAGCAGAAGGCACUGAAUGAUGGCUCAUCCUUCUGUGAGAGUUAUGGUUUGGGGAGAACCUCUGACCCCAGAGACCCCACUCCCACCUUGGGCCCCACUCAGCUCUACGGGAAAUGCAAUUUGUCCAAUAGUCGGGUCCCCAGCAGCCAGGACCUGCUUCAGCCUCCUGUCUCUGGAGUCUUCUCUGAUUAUAGUGAUCUGCAAACAUGGAAUAAGAAUGUUGCUUUGGGGAGAAAUCCUUCCAAUGACAACAGUUGUCCCAGUUACGCUUUUCCUCUGACCAGCUGGCCUUACGACUUCUCCCCUUCCCAGAGCUCUUCAGAACCCUUUCUCCAGCAGAUUCCCAUGGAACCACCAGCACCCAAAACUAGCUGUCACCCCUUCUGGCCAAAUCAAGGGGGUGAACUUUACGAAGAGAAGGUGCAUGUGGAUUUUAACAGCUACCACCCUUCCACCACUUGCCAUUCACCUCAGGAAGACCCCUUUCUCCUCACCUACACCUCUCAGCCCCAUCAUCAAUAUUCUCUGCCUGGCAAGAGCAGCAAAUGGGAUUUUGAUGAAGAAAUGAGGUACAUGGGUUUGGAUCACUGCAACAACGAAAUGCUUCUGAACCUCUGUCCUUUAAGAUGAUCCAAAUCGGGAGACUUGUGCACUGCCGGUGGAAAUGUCAUUUCGUGCAGCCUCUGCGGCAAACAGUAUGGAGGUUCCUCAAAAAAUUAAAAGUAGAACUACCGUAUGAUCCAGCAAUCCCACUUCUAGGUAUAUAUCUGAAGGCAAUGGAAUCAGUAUCCCGAAGAGUUAUCUGCACCGCCAUGUUCAAUGCGGCAUUAUUUACAAUAGCCAAGACAUGGAAACAACCUAAGACAGAUGAAUGGAUAAAGACAAUGUGGUGUGUAUAUAUACACACAAUGAAAUACUAUUGAGCCAUGAAAAAACAGGAAUCACGUCAUUUACAACAACAUGGAUGGACCUUGAGGGCACUAUGCUAAGUGAAAUAAAUCAGAGAAGGAAAGACAAAUACUGUAUGAACUCGCUUACACAUGGAAAAUUUUAAAACCCGAAUUCAUAGAAAUAGAGAUCAGAUUUGUGGUUGCCAGAGGUGGAGGGUGAUGGGUGGGAGAACUGGGUGAAAGUGAUCAAAAGGUAGAAACUUCCAGUUUUAGAUAAAUAAGUUCUGGAGAUGUAAUGUACAGCAUGGUGACUAUGGUUAACAACACCGUAUUGUAUAUUUGAAAGUUAAGAAGAGAAUGGAUCUUAAAAGUUCUCAUUACAAGGAAAAAAAUAUAACUGUGUGGCGAUGGAUAUCAACCACUCAUUGUGGUAAACAUUUUGCACUAUAUACAUAUAUCAGGGCAUUAUGUUGUACACCUUAAACUUAUACAAGGUUAUAUGUCAGUGAUAUCUCAAUAAAAUUAUAUCUC
Messenger RNA from Delphinapterus leucas (beluga whale), 2304 nucleotides. It is a transcript of the gene GCM1, whose product is annotated as GCM transcription factor 1. Gene Ontology annotation, biological process: cell differentiation involved in embryonic placenta development; gliogenesis; regulation of transcription by RNA polymerase II. Gene Ontology annotation, molecular function: RNA polymerase II cis-regulatory region sequence-specific DNA binding; DNA-binding transcription activator activity, RNA polymerase II-specific. NCBI's taxonomy places the organism in Eukaryota, Metazoa, Chordata, Mammalia, Artiodactyla, Monodontidae. Gene Ontology annotation, cellular component: nucleus. The record is from RefSeq and is a predicted model, not a curated record.